GGCAGUAAUCUUCCAGUAAAUUAUCUAUCAUCCUGAGUGACGCAAAACUGAAGAAGAAGCAGUAAAAACAUAAUCCGUGAGGGAGACUGAAACCGGUGUAAUGAAAUAUUAUUUUCGGUAACAGGAGUUUUCCCCAAAAACGAUGACACAUUUUCGCGGUCAGAUCCGGGGUCCACACUGGGGUCCCACUAUGGACAACAUGCUGAUAGAUUUCUGGCGCAAACAUGAGUGCCUUUUUAAUUCCUCGGUGGAUUCUUACUACGACAAGGACCUGAAGACCAAGCUAUGGACCGAGUUCGCGAUGUCCAUCGGAAAGCCCGUAUCUGACGUUGAGAGAAGAUCCAGAUCGCUGCGGACUCAGUAUGGGAGGGUGUUAUGGCAUCCGGAGAGGGUCAGCACCGCCCAGCAAAAGAUGCUCCGAGAGAAACUGGAUUUCUUGAGGCCAUACAUCGUCCGCAGGCGAGGUGAAUCAUAUCUGGAGGACAAGUUUGAUGAUCGGGAGGAGGAUGAGGAGGAGCUGGAGACUGAAGGAAGUGUUGACCAGGAGAUGGGGAGCUCAUUUGAUAGCCCACUGGAUGUGACAGAGCUAGAUCCAGAUGAUGAACGCGACCCGUCCUCCAGCCUGAACCCCCAGCACUGUCCGAACCCGCCGCCUCAAGUCACAGAUGACAUGUCUUUGAGCUGUCCUCAUGACAGCGGUUCUGCUGAUCAACCAGCUGCAGCAAGCACAUCCAAACACAGCAUACUCAACCAGUUUGUAGAGGUCAUGUUGGCGGAUAUGCGUCAGAUUAAAGACCCUAUGGUGCUAAUGAGACUCCGCCGAGACAUCACCGACCUGGUGUUCAAAGCAGUGGAGGAGGACAUCGAGAGACGAUGCUCCCGAGCUCCAUCUAUAUCCACUCCAGGGGAGAGCACACAGUUACACAGCUGCUCCGGGCCCCAAACUCAGGCGCCUUCACAAACACACCCCAGCUGGAGGCAGAGGUUUUUAAAGAGAAAGAACAAAGGGUGUGAGGGAGUAAGGAUACAGAGAUGGGAGGAGAUGAAGCACAUGAGGAGGAUGUCCAGGAGUCAGUUCUUACAGCCCGUCCAACAAGGCCAAGCAGUGGAGGGGACGAGUGAAAACAGCUCUCUAGUUUUGAUUCCGGCUUCUGAGAUCAAAAGAGAAUCGGAGCCACACAUGGUGAAGAUAGAGGAGGAGAUGCUUCCAUCGGUUUGACAUUUUAGAUACAGGGUUCUCGCUCAGUACGUUUACAUGCACAGUUUAGUGUAGCUACAGGUUAUAGCUCAUUUAGCAAAUUUAAUUUGACAAUUGUCCUUGUCCUAGUAUACAAGCACUGGGGGAGAAUCAAUUUAUUGACGGAAGCUUAUCCGACUGUGCAGGUGGAGAUAUGCCCUCUUUCAGCUAAAUGCUAUACAACUAUAUUAUUUAUACUAGUUUUAAGCAACUUAUAAAUCAUUAUCAGUUAACGUGUACGCUAUAUUUAGUAUAUUUUCAUGGCUUUACCUUCCUGUAUAAAAGCUCUUAUCAACAGGUAUUUGAAGCCGUAAUAUCAAAAGAACCAGACUCCACUGAGAAAAACAUUUUACUCCACUGAAGGACAGAGCUGCUGCUCUACCCCUG
This is a messenger RNA of Plectropomus leopardus (leopard coralgrouper), 1624 nucleotides long. RefSeq lists its product as uncharacterized. Lineage: Eukaryota; Metazoa; Chordata; Actinopteri; Perciformes; Serranidae. Gene Ontology annotation, cellular component: transcription regulator complex; nucleus. Gene Ontology annotation, biological process: regulation of transcription by RNA polymerase II. The record is from RefSeq and is a predicted model, not a curated record.